GUUUAAGCCACCAGGACAGAUUUCAGUGACUGAUUUCUGAAGAUCUGCAGCAUUUGACUGUUGAACUGUAUGGAAAAGUGAGGACCUGAUCUUACCAGCUUGGAACCAGUUGAGUUUCCUCCUCCUCCGUGAGAGUCUUGCCACCGAUCUCAAUCUCCAGCCUCUUAUUUCUUCUCCAUAUUAGUCUCUCUGAGCUCCAUCCUCCUCUUCCUGUGCUGCAUCGCUCUACCUCAUGGCUGCCUGGUGCUGAUGCUGAUGCUGAUGCUGCUGCUGAUGUCAUCACCGCCUCCCAGCAUCCCUGCCACAUCUGCGCCGCCAUUUUCCCCACUUUCAGACUGACGGAUUGGAGGGACGGAUUGACGGCGGGGCAAGCUGGAGCACCCCGCACCCAUCCUCCUGUUUAUCUCGCUCGGCUCCUCGCUCCUCCCUCCUCCCCGGCUCCCACUCGUCUCCGUCUGACGCACCGCCGCGUUCAGCCCUCAGCCCACUGGAAGCCGGAGCUGAGGCUGACUCCCUCUCUCGGCGGAUUCUCCAUGUAUGGAUGCGCAAAGGGAAAUGAUGCUGUAGGUUAACCAAAGACAGAGAGAACGACCCGAAAAGAACACAGUCGGCUGAGGGGACCGAAGGAGGAGGAGGCACCGGAGGAUCCUGGAGCCGUUUUGAAUGGGCAGGGGAUUCACCCUCUGUGGUUGUCGAGUCUGAGGUGUGCGUCUGUAGCCACACGGAUCUCCAGCUCUUCGAAUCGCUCAAAAACCCACCUGCAGCAUGGCGGGGGCCUCGGUGAAGGUGGCGGUGAGGGUCCGACCCUUCAACUCCAGGGAGAUCGGGAAGGAGAGCAAGUGCAUCAUUCAGAUGUCAGGAAACACAACGACAAUCCUGAACCCCAAACAGCCCAAGGAAAACAAGAGCUUCAACUUUGACUUUUCUUACUGGUCACACACCACGCCUGAGGACAUCAACUAUGCGUCCCAGAUGCAGGUGUACAAGGACAUCGGAGAGGAGAUGCUGCUUCACGCCUUUGAAGGCUACAACGUGUGUAUAUUUGCAUACGGACAGACGGGAGCAGGCAAAAGCUACACCAUGAUGGGCCGACAGGAAAAAGACCAGCAGGGAAUCAUUCCUCUGCUGUGCGAGGACCUUUUCACCAAGAUCAGUGACAGCAAUAAUGACAACAGCAUGUCUUACUCUGUGGAGGUCAGUUACAUGGAGAUCUACUGUGAGCGUGUACGUGACCUGCUGAACCCCAAAAACAAAGGAAACCUGCGUGUCCGAGAGCACCCACUGAUGGGACCCUACGUCGAAGAUCUGUCCAAACUCGCCGUCACCUCCUAUAACGACAUCCAGGACCUGAUGGAUUCUGGAAACAAGGCCAGGACUGUGGCAGCCACCAACAUGAACGAGACCAGCAGCCGCUCCCACGCCGUCUUCAACAUCAUCUUCACGCAGAAGAAACACGACAUGGAGACGGACAACACAUCAGAAAAGGUCAGCAAGAUCAGUCUGGUGGACUUGGCUGGCAGUGAGAGAGCCGACUCAACCGGAGCUAAAGGAACCAGACUGAAGGAAGGAGCAAACAUCAACAAAUCUCUGACCACACUGGGGAAGGUUAUUUCUGCUCUGGCUGAACUGGACUCAGCACCGAACAAGAACAAGAAAAAGAAGAAGGUGGAGAGUUUUAUCCCCUACAGAGAUUCAGUUCUGACUUGGCUACUGAGGGAGAACUUGGGAGGAAACUCUCGCACAGCCAUGGUGGCUGCCCUCAGCCCUGCAGAUAUUAACUAUGAUGAAACCCUCAGUACCCUCCGUUAUGCUGAUCGUGCCAAACAGAUCCGCUGCAACGCUGUGAUCAAUGAGGACCCCAACAACCGGCUGGUGCGCGAGCUGAAAGAGGAGGUGGCUCGUCUCAAAGACCUGCUGUACGCUCAGGGCCUGGGAGACAUCAUAGAGACGUAUCGCUGCACCGGCCCCACCAUCGCUGGUUUGAAAUAUCUGUGCGAUUACAAGAACUUUGUGAAUAAUCGCCAGGCUGUCAAUCAAAGGGGUGAUCUCUCCACAGUGACAAAUGCCAUGACGGGAAUGAGCCCCUCUCCCUCGCUCUCCGUCCUGUCCAGCCGCGCCGGCUCCAUCAACAACCUCCACGAUCGCAUUUUCAGCCCAGCCAGCGAAGAGGCGAUCGAAAGGCUCAAGGAAACUGAGAAAAUCAUCGCAGAGCUGAAUGAGACAUGGGAAGAGAAGCUGCGUCGUACCGAGGCGAUCCGAAUGGAGAGGGAGGCCCUGCUGGCUGAAAUGGGUGUAGCCAUGAGAGAAGAUGGAGGCACUGUAGGCGUCUUCUCCCCCAAAAAGACCCCUCAUCUGGUGAACCUCAACGAGGACCCGCUGAUGUCCGAGUGUCUUCUGUAUUACAUCAAAGACGGCACCACCAAGGUGGGCCGUGAAAAUGCCAAGAGUCGCCAAGACAUCGUUCUCAGCGGCCAUUUUAUUAGAGACGAACACUGCACCUUCAGCAGCACCACCGGCCCUCAGGGAGAAGGAUGCGUUAUCCUGGAGCCAUGUGAGGGAGCAGAGACUUACGUGAACGGAAAGAGAGUGACCUCUCCUAUUGUUCUGCGCUCUGGGAACCGCAUCAUCAUGGGCAAGAGCCACGUGUUCCGCUUCAACGACCCGGAGCAGGCUCGUCUAGAGCGAGAGAGGACGCCGUGCGCCGAGACGCCGGUGGAGCCCGUCGACUGGGCCUUCGCUCAGAGAGAGCUGCUGGAGAAACAAGGCAUCGACAUGAAGCAGGAGAUGGAGCAGAGGCUUCAGGAGCUCGAGGAUCAAUACCGCAAAGAAAGAGAAGAAGCCAGUAACUUGCUGGAACAGCAGAGACUGGACUAUGAGAGUAAACUGGAGGCCCUUCAGAAACAGGUGGACUCUCGGUACCUGGAGUCACCUGAGGAAGAGGAGGAGCCCGAAGAGGAAGUGCCGUGGACAAAGCGAGAGACGGAGCUGGCGCUGUGGGCUUUCAGGAAGUGGCGUUUCUACCAGUUCACCUCCCUCAGAGAUCUGCUGUGGGGCAACGCCAUCUUCCUCAAAGAAGCAAAUGCUAUUAGUGUGGAGCUGAAGAAGAAGGUGCAGUUCCAGUUCGUCCUGUUGACAGACACACUCUACUCUCCUCUGCCUCCCGACCUGCUGCCCCCCAGUGUGGCCAAAGAGAGGGAGAGACGACCUUUCCCUCGAACGAUAGUAGCUGUAGAAGUGCAAGAUCAAAAGAACGGAGCUACACAUUACUGGACUCUGGAAAAACUCAGGCAGAGGCUGGACCUGAUGAGAGAGAUGUAUGACCGAGCUGCUGAGCUGCCCAGCAGUGCUGUGGAGGACUGUGACCACGCCCUGACAGGAGGAGACCCCUUCUACGACCGAUUCCCCUGGUUCCGCCUAGUUGGCAGGGCUUUUGUGUACCUGAGUAACCUGCUGUAUCCGGUGCCGCUGGUGCAUCGUGUGGCCAUCGUCAGUGAGAAAGGAGAGGUGAAAGGCUUCCUCAGGGUGGCUGUGCAGGCCAUCUCAGCUGAUGAGGAGGCCCCCGAUUAUGGCUCUGGUGUGAGGCAGUCAGGCACUGCCAAGAUCUCCUUUGAAGACAAACAGUUUGAGAAGUUCCAGACUGAGUCGUGUCCUGGUGGUCUGUCGCACUCCAACACCUCCCAGGAGGAGCUGAGAAUUGUGGAGGGAGAAGGACAGAACACUGAGACGGGAAUCUCUGCAGAUGAAGUCAACAACAACACCUGUGAAGCCACACAGGAAGUUCCUCAAAGCCCAGUGAAGAGUUUAGGUCUGGGUCUGGAUCUUCCUCUGGAUCUGUCUCCAGAAAAAGCUCUGUCCCACCUCAAGAUUGGCAGCACAUUCACCUUCAGAGUCACCGUCUUACAGGCUUCCAGCAUCUCGGCAGAAUACGCCGACAUCUUCUGUCAGUUCAACUUCAUUCAUCGUCAUGAUGAAGCUUUCUCCACUGAGCCGCUGAAGAACACCGGCCGAGGACCUCCGCUGGGCUUCUACCAUGUCCAAAAUAUCACAGUGGAGGUGACCAAGUCCUUCACGGAGUACAUCAAGACUCAGCCCAUCGUGUUUGAGGUGUUCGGACACUAUCAGAAGCAGCCCUUCCCUCCACUCUGCAAAGAUUUGAUCAGUCCGCUGAGACCCUCCAGGAGGCAGUUCCCUCGAGUAAUGCCGUUAUCCAAACCAGUGCCGGCCACCAAGCUCAGCACUCUGACUCGCUCCACUGCAGGACCUUGUCACGCCAAAUACGACCUCAUGGUCUUCUUUGAGAUCUGUGAGCUGGAAGCUAAUGGAGACUACAUCCCAGCUGUCGUUGACCACAGAGGAGGGAUGCCCUGCCACGGGACAUUCCUCCUACAUCAGGGCAUUCAGAGGAGGAUCACAGUUACCAUUGCUCAUGAAACCGGAAAUGAUAUUGAGUGGAAAGAGGUGAAGGAGCUGGUUAUCGGUCGUAUUCGAAACACACCGGAGGCCGAUGAGACCAUCAUAGACCCCAACAUCCUCUCCCUCAACAUCCUCUCAUCUGGAUACUUUUGGCCAAAACAUGACGACAACGUGUCCUUGGGAGUUGAUCAUAGAACCUUCUACCGAUUUGAGGCAGCGUGGGACAGCUCCAUGCACAACUCUCUGCUUCUGAACAGAGUCACUCCAUACGGGGAGAAGAUCUACAUCACUCUCUCUGCUUAUCUCGAGAUGGAGAACUGCACUCAACCGACUGUUAUCACCAAAGAUUUCUGCAUGGUAUUUUACUCUCGUGACGCGAAGCUGCCGGCGUCUCGCUCCAUCAGAAACCUCUUCAGCACCGGCUGCCUUCGGCCCUCUGAGAGUAACCGUGUAACUGGAGUCUAUGAAAUGACUCUGUGCCAUGUGGCCGACAACGGAAGUCCAGGCAUGCAGCGUCGUCGCAGGCGUGUGCUGGACACCUCGGUGGCGUACGUCCGAGGGGAGGAGAACCUGGCUGGAUGGAGGCCUCGCAGCGACAGCCUCAUUCUUGACCACCAGUGGGAGCUGGAGAAGCUCAGCUUACUGCAGGAGGUGGAGAAGACCAGGCACUACCUGCUGCUGAGGGAGAAGCUGGAGGCGACUCUGCAGGCGGGACAGGAUGCUCUCUACAAGAGCAGCGACAUCAGCGACUUUGCAAAGAGUCCCGUCCUCAGCCACAGUCCCGGCAGCAGCCCGGCCCCCGACAGCCCCAACCAGAGGCAGAGGGAGCUGGCUGCUAAGUGUCUGCGUCUGCUGAUGCACACCUUCAACAGGGAGUACAGCCAGGUGAGCAGCAGUGCCAGUGAGAGCAAGCUGUCUGAGAUGUCGGCAUCGCUAAUGAGAGACACGUCUUCUUCUGGACUGAGCACGCUCACUCCCUCUUCUACCUGCCCCUCACUGGUGGAGGGACAUUAUGACAUUAGACACACUGAGCCCAGUUCAGGAGCAUCCACACCAGACCUGGACCCGUACAGCCCAGUGGACAGAAAGAAAGCCCUCAGAGGAUGCACCUUUGUUCCUGAUAUACAGGAGAUUCGUGUCAGUCCCAUCGUGUCAAAGAAGGGCUACCUGCACUUCCUGGAGCCCCACACCAGUGGCUGGGUGAAGCGUUACGUGGUGGUGCGCAGACCCUACGUCUACUUGUACCGCAGCGAGAGGGACAGCGUGGAGAGAGCCGUCAUCAACCUGUCCUCUGCAAAGGUGGAAUACAGUGAAGACAAGCAGACUUUACUGCGGACCCCCAACACGUUUGCAGUGUGCACUGAGCAUCGUGGGAUCCUGCUGCAGGCCACCAAUGACAAAGAGAUGCAUGACUGGCUGUAUGCUUUUAACCCGCUGUUAGCCGGCACCAUCAGGUCAAAGCUCUCCAGGAGAAAGUCGAUCCAGUCGGUUCCAGCUGCUCAGAGGAUGUGAGAGGUGAAACCAGCCUGGUGGAAAACAGCAAACAAACAAUACAAUCUAAAAGCUCAGCUCAACAUCCUGCUCCUGCUGAACAUAUAACAAACUUAUACAUAGAACCAUUUAAAUAUUCCAGUGAUGGCCGCCCCCGUCCCGAAAAUCACUUAGCCGCUCAUUCCAAAAUCCGACAAAAAAAACACCCUCUGUCUGUUUUUGCUGCCGUCACCACCUCAAACCCUGCAUGGUUUACUCUCCUCUGACCUUUAGCAGAAAAACUAACCACCUAAAACUGUUAAAUAACUUACCUCUGCUGGGCAUUGGGGCGAUUAGUUUUCAUGUACAUGCAGAAACGGUUCAUCUACCAGUUCCCUGUAAAAAGCUAGUAUGUGCCCAGAUCCCUCCUUCAUCUAUCAUUACUGACAGUAAGUCCCAGUUGUAAACGAACAUUAGCCACCAACCAUUAACGGCAUCAGCUGAAGGAGAGAAUGAAAACAUCGAAGCGGAUGUUUCUCUGCGUAGAAGCGUGUUAAGUGCAGGGAUGGUAGCUCCAUAUACAUCACAUACAUACUGUACAUUACCUCAGUCUGGAUUGGCUCGGUGCUCUGCAGCGUAGAGCAUUUGUUUCACCGCAGAGGUUUCAAAUGGCAAAGAGAUCGCUGUUGCUCAUCAUUUUACCAUUGAAGUAGCAUGAGGAGGGAUUUGUUAGGACUAAAGGAUAAGCUGUUGUACCUGUGUCAUUUUUUUUAACUGGCUCUGCGAAAACUGAGUUCGUUGGCUAGACUAAGGCAAAAUAAUCCACGAUCAGGAGAGAUAACUCAUGUCCUUGCCUUGUUCUGCUUUCUUUCUUUCUUUCUUUUUUUUUACACUAUCCCUUGUAGGUAUAACCAUGAAGGACAAUGUUAUUUAUUGUUGCUAUCGUAGGUUGUCUGCAAUGUUAUUUCUUUGUGACAGGAGCUCUGACAGUUUCGUUGCAUGGCACUUUAUCGUCUUCAUUGAGUUGAUGUCUUGUGUCAUUUACUCAAUUGUUUCAACCAAAGCUUUUUAUUUCUUCUUUUAAUUGUUUCUAUCACUGUCCACUGUGCAGUUGUGUUAGCAGACAGAAAAAAAAAAUAAAAUCAUGGAUGUUUACUGAAUAGUUUGACAUUUUGGGAAGCGUUUCUCCUCAUUUAUGCUGAAAGUUAGAGGAGAGCACUGAUGGAAAAUAUGAAUUUGAAUCUUAACUUACCUCAGAUUGGAAACAAGGGGAAACAGAUUUAACGAAAUCAGCCACUACCUCUACAGCUCACGUGUAUCUUAUGUGUUUAAUCCAUGAAUAACCUGGGAUGGUUUGUGUAUUACCUGUUCAGGCACAGUGACUCCUAGCAUAAAGGCACAAACAAGAUACAGUUUAACUCUGAAUUUGUGAACUUUAGAGGUGCUGGGAGGUGGAUGUUUAUCACCUAGUUGAUCCCUGUCUUUAUUCUGAGCUAAGUUAAUCACCUCCCAUCUACAGUUUCAUAUUUAAUAGGUUUACAUGACAGUGUUGUCAGUAUCAUAUCGGUUCGUUUCUGUUCCCACACUUGGACCAAUCCCUAUGUGUGACGGGAAACAUUGAUCACUAUAUAUAUUGAGCACAUAACAAAUAAAAAGACAACAACUCCGGUGGCGAAGCAAAAUGUGAAUUUCCCAAAAUGUUACACUUUUCGUUUAAACAAGCCACUUCUACCUAAACUCGUGUUUUCAUGACAAACUGGGAGGACAACUGCACUGUGUGUGGUUUGUACUUUUUUAUUUUAUCAAACAAGCACUUAUUCUGUCUGUUAUGGGCCAGCAGAGUUGCUACAGUAAACAAGUUUACUAUAUAAGACUCCUCUUGUAGCUAAAUAGAAAGGACAAAGUUGUAAUUGACCAUGGACCUGUAACCUGUUGAGGGCAGUUGCUUCGAGUGGACAAGAGCGUUGUCCAUGCACCAGAUAGUGCCUCCCUUUUUUCACCUCUUUUUUCUCCCUCAUUCAUCUGUCUUUGGCAUUAACGCUAAAGUUAGUUACUCAUUAAGCUUUUAUGUAGAGUAAUAGUAGAUGCUAUGAAUCUCUUUUUUUUAAUUUUGAUGAUCUACGUCAAUGUUUUGGAGAGUAAAUAUUAUCGAUGAUCCUCUAUAGUCUGUUGGUAUAGCCUGUAAAAGUACAGUGCAGCGUAUAGCUCAUUUCAUGGACUGUAAAUGUUGCCUUUUGAAGCAAUCCUCCCCCUUAGCUUUGGUACUGUAGCUGCUAGAUAUUUCAGUCUGAUGCUUGUCAGAAACCAGUACAGUAUGAUUAGCUGGGUGUUGUUAUGACUUUCAUGUCCAAGGAUGGUUUUAGUUGCUUUUUAUCGCCCUUCAUUGUACCAAAGUGGCCCUAAGUUUUUUGCUUUAAUAUCAAUGUUAUCAGUAGAAGAUGAAAUAAAUGAACAAACUGUUUAUUUUUCCAUGCAAGAAUGACAAAAGGGGUUUUGUGUUUGCUCAUAUAUACAUUAUUAUGCAUUUUGCUCAUCAUAUAGGGAAGGCAUGGUCAGCCAGCCAGUUUGCCUUUCCCGUUUUCCUCCUGUUUUUCUUUACAACUUAUGAUAUUUUUUUUCUUUGGGGGGGGGGAGCUGGACUCAGUCAGUGAGCAGAAAAGAUUUAGGAAUCUGUGUGCCACAGGUCAGCCAACCUGUUGGGCAGUGCAGCCUAAUACUGAGAGCAGUGAAAGAAAUCUGACUCUGAUCAGCUCUGUUUUACAUUUUACGACACGUUUAUAGCCACCGUGGCUAAUUUAACUUUUAAAAUGAUAUUCUGUCUGUAAGCAAAGAAAUAAUUAAAGGUGUUUAUUUCUCAGUGGGCCAUCUUGGUACAAUCAAAUCUCUUCAGAAAAUAUUUUAUUGAUAUAUCCUGUAUGUUGUCUGCUGGUACAGAAGACAAAUGGAAAGUUUUAUUUAUUAGUUUUGAGGCAUAGAUUGUGUUUUGACACUAUAUUGCACUUACGCACAAAGCAUCUUUAUUUAAUAUUAUUUUUAUUAUGUUUUAAAAUAUAUAAAUGUGUGUUUUUUUUUAAGAAACAUUAUGGCCCUGUUCUGAAAGAGGAAGAAGAAUUAGUCUUUUUUUUUCUUCAGCAGUUAACACACCACCAAUUGCAUUGACUUUUCACUUUACAACUGGCAGACGACUUGCAAUGCUUCCAGCCCUAAUAGUUCCAGGGUAUCAUGUUAAAAAACACUUUGUGAGACAGUUUUAGCGUGCUGGCCAAUAAUUGUUGAAAGGUACACGAGUGGAUUAUUUUCUAUUUGGCUGCUUUUUAACUGUCAUAGCUCUGGAUCGAAGCAUUCCGGUCCACUUAUCUUCUGCUGUGCCCCGUCCCUCUCUCCUGCCUUACCGCUUGCUAAUGACAACAGCUUUCCACCCCUCAAGUGCUGCUUGUAAAGUAUUGUCAUUCAUGAUCCUUGUAAUGAUUAACUGGAAACCUUCCUCUUGGCUCUGUCUUGUAUAUAAAUGGAGAUUUGUGUGUUGGGUCUCAUCACGCAGAUGAUAUUAACUCUCUUUUCCUCUGUAUACCAUGAUGAAUAAGAAUAACCGACCUGCUGCUUUGUCAAGUGUCGCUGAACAGUAAAGAGCGCUGAUGAGGGAUCAGUUUUGCACAUCUCAGCUCAGUAUGGGUGAGGCGGUGAUGGUCCCAGUUCUGCGCUCUUGCUCAGAGCUGCUUGACAGAAGCAGGAACAGGUCUCAGCCUGUGAUAAAGUCUUAAUCUCAGUGCUCACAUUUAUCUUUUGAGUGUUCUGGAGUUCUUUCUCAUGUCUGUGGACACAUAACAAAAGUUGUCAAGAAAAAAAAAUAAGGCAAAUAAAUAAAUGAGUGUUCAAACUUA
Molecule: messenger RNA, 9764 nt
Organism: Acanthochromis polyacanthus (spiny chromis)
Lineage: Eukaryota; Metazoa; Chordata; Actinopteri; Pomacentridae
Gene: kif1ab
Product: kinesin family member 1Ab
Exons: 50
Coding region: 766-5925 (1719 amino acids)
Biological process (GO): microtubule-based movement
Molecular function (GO): microtubule binding; microtubule motor activity; ATP binding
Source: RefSeq, a predicted model, not a curated record